Molecule: messenger RNA, 2759 nt
Organism: Clupea harengus (Atlantic herring)
Lineage: Eukaryota; Metazoa; Chordata; Actinopteri; Clupeiformes; Clupeidae
Gene: cabp1a
Product: calcium binding protein 1a
Cellular component (GO): cytoplasm
Molecular function (GO): calcium channel regulator activity; calcium ion binding
Source: RefSeq, a predicted model, not a curated record
CCUCCCUUCCUCAGCUCAUUCUCAUAAAAAUGCUGUACCCACACGCAUCUCUACGCGACCUGUACAAGAAUAGCGGUCCAGCGUUGCUGAGCUAUCAGGUGGCUGAGACCAACUUUUAGAAGGCUUCUUCGGUCGCAUCAUGCGCCGUCAAAAAUGUCAAAGCGGGACUACGUCGGACUGCCAUGGCACUGUAAACUCGAUCAGUCGACUUAAUCUGUGAAAUACAUUGAUAUGGCAUUGCGUUGACGAGCCCCCGUGUAAACGCUGACGAAUCCGAACAACUGAAAGCCUACGAUGAGCUUCUCACUUCCGAAAAGCGAAUCUACAACCUCCUUGCUGAGAUCUUCGGGCGCAAACCGAAGAUCGACACAUCUCCCCGAACCUGGGGGAUCCCGGCGGGCUCAGCAUCGUCCCCCUACGGUCCAGGUAGCUGGCAGCACCGCAGAGGAGUCGUUCUGGUCGGCUGAAGGCGAUGCUAGUUUGCGAAGACCCCUGUGCCACCCCUCAGUCAUCGGUAACCGGGAUAGCGCUGCAAGGCGUGGGACGAAGAGCCAGUCUCAACACUAUCGCAAUUCCCACGGUCCCCUGCCCACAGGGCACAGCCAGGAGGACUUCCCGGAGAGGCAGGAUGCCAGCCGAGGAGGGAGGGAGCACAGCAAGCCAUCCAGACACUCGCAUCGCCACCACCACCACCAUCACCAUCACCAUCACAAAGCUGCGCGGGAUAACCUGCCGCCAGAGCCUCAACACAAAUACUGUAAUUCGCCUCGAAUGCCCAGUCGAACCCAGUCCUUUACCGAGGGUUCAGAUGAGGCGGCGUUAUUCUUUGAUUCACGCAAACAAACUCGACCAAGUUCAUCCUCAAGCGGGGAGAUAUGCCCGCUGUCUACGACGUCGUCCUCACCAGUUCCAGCAUCCUCCAGCAGGUCCUCUCGCCACUCCGGGAGAUCCAGCGCAGCAUCUUCUGAAUCUGACUUUAAUUUGCGUCCAAUUCUUAACUCCCUUUUUGGACAGGACAGGGAGUUGAGGCCAGAGGAGAUUGAUGAGUUGCGGGAAGCCUUCAGGGAAUUCGAUAAAGACAAGGAUGGCUACAUCGGCUGCAAGGAUUUGGGCAACUGUAUGAGGACAAUGGGCUACAUGCCAACAGAGAUGGAGCUAAUCGAACUGAGCCAGCAGAUCAACAUGAACUUGGGAGGCCACGUGGACUUUGAUGACUUUGUGGAGCUCAUGGGUCCAAAACUGCUAGCAGAGACAGCCGAUAUGAUUGGCGUGAAGGAGCUCAGAGAUGCUUUUAAAGAGUUUGACACCAACGGAGAUGGAGAGAUCAGCACCUCAGAGCUCAGAGAGGCAAUGAGGAAGCUGUUAGGACAGCAGGUUGGUCAUAGAGACUUGGAGGACAUCCUACGGGACAUUGAUUUGAAUGGUGAUGGAAGAGUGGACUUUGAGGAAUUUGUCCGCAUGAUGUCUCGCUGACAUUAAUAGAGAUGGAAGUCCCACCCAGUCCAGACCUCAUGUUCCUGUCGUGCGUUCAGUGUGUCACCUCAUCCAGUGAGAGACUGUGCAGGUAUCUGAGCCUUGCGAAUUUGAGCCAGCUUUCCUAAGGAUCAGAACUGGAAUCCACAACAUAAAUGCGAGAGGAGGAAGCAAGUUUCUUCCCAUGUCUCCUCACUCUCCCUCUCAAAAAUUACUUUUCUCUUCUGUAGCAAGUUUUCUGCACCUUUUUUGCCCCAAGGAACUCCAUAGACCUACUGCAUCCAAUCAUCUGUCUGUAUGAACUUUAUGGAGUGGUGACAUCUAGUCUAUAAAAAGGCAAUACAAUGUCCUGUGAUGACGUGGUGUUCUUGUCACUGUGUUGACAUGUGUACAUGUACCCCAAUAUAUGCAAGGCAUAGGCAAUUGUUGGGAAAUAGUUUUUGAGAAGGAAUGCCAGCGAUGUUCAUGUCUCGUUCUCUGUAUAUCUCAGUGGUGUCUUGAACUUCUCCAAUGCUUUGAAUGAACAGAGGUUUCCCUGCACCUUCCACUACCCCAGAAACGUGCAAAACACUGUGUUACUAAGAGAAUCGUCAUUCUGAAGGGAAGACUUUGUUAAGAGUAUUUGGUCUGUGAUGAAUUUGUUUCAGACUGUCCAUCCAAGACAGCUUUCCUUCAACCUUGUGGGACUCCAAGUUGCAGGCUCAAGUCAGAUGGGCUAUUAUUUCUGGUUUAACCCAAAUACUGUCAGGGUAGAAGUAUGGUAUAGUAUAGAAAAGGAAAAUAAUGUCCUUGAAGAAGUUGAAGUUGAAAGUUAUGUCCAGUAAAUGAAAGUGAUACUUACGUUGCUCCACGUAUGCAAUAUGCCAUCUGAUUUAACACAGUAGCUUACCUGUUAGUUCAGGAAUUGUGCUAUGUUGUAAAUCCCGAUGGCACCCACCUUUUGUAAGCUACCCGUUUCACCUCUGCCUCUUUUCCGAGGUGUUCUGCAUAAAUCUCUGUCAUUGUUGUGGUUUAACUUAGCUGUUCUACAUCUCCUCUAAUAAAAUGCUGGAUCCUAUGGAUGCAGAUGCAGACAGACCUCUGACAUAGCUGAAGUCUCACACAUUUAAAGGAGCCUGGACAUUUGAGCAUGUUGUCAUCACAGUGUUUGACAGUGUGUGUGUGUGUAUGUUUUUGCCUGAAUGUUAGUCUCUGUCAAACUCAAUGUUUGUUCCAUGUGAGCAGGUGUUCAAUGUGGAACCCGGUCUGUUAGAUUUGCUGUUUUUCUGCAUGCCAAAAAAAGAAUG